Adineta steineri is the source of this 867-nucleotide messenger RNA. The record is from the annotation of a GenBank genome assembly. Lineage: Eukaryota; Metazoa; Rotifera; Eurotatoria; Adinetida; Adinetidae.
AUGGUUCAAAGAAAUAUCAAAACUUUCCAUCUCCAUUAUGAUUUAGAAAAAGGAGGUUAUCGAGGUUAUGAUCGUCGACAUUAUCCCGAAAAAAAUCGUUUUGCAUUUAGUGAUUCUGAAUCAAAUCCACGUAGUCGUAUGCAUAUAUCCUCAGCACCAUCAAGAAAUAUGGAUGAGCAAUGGCGUCCACAUGGUCGACAUAUCGAACCAAAAUAUACAAAUUUCGGACUCGAUUGGCAAUCACGUAUUCAUUAUAUUGCUCCACCAGAACAUCCAGACGCUAAACCAACAUUACCUGUUAGUUUUAUUGAACGUAAUAUACGUUUUACUCGUCCCUAUCCACAGAACUGGCAACGUACAACGAAUGAAUGGAUUUAUUUCACUGAUGAAUCUAUAGAACAUAAUCCAUCAAAACGUAAUUAUUUUGCUGAUAUAUAUCUUCGUUCAAUAGAAGAUUUGGGUAAUCAAGAUAUACAUAUGACACAAAUUGGAUAUAAAAAAAAAGUUCUUGAUAAACGUAAUGGUUUACCAAAGAAAUCUGACGGUGAUAAAAGUUAUCAUAAUGUUGAAGAAUCAACAGAUUUUCAUAAAUUUGGUUCAACAUUACCUGUUGUUGAAUUUGGACAUGAAAAAACACGACAUGAAUCUGUAAAAACCUUAGUACAAAUGAAAAAUGAACAUUUUCAUGUUAUGAAUGAUAAAGAAUUUGCUGAACAAGAACGAAAACGUGAACAAGAAAAUAUUAUUGAUGAAGUUGCUCAAUUAGAUAAUUGGAAACCAGCUCCACGUGUUAAAAGUGCAUUUAAAGUGCUUGAUCUUGAUCCAAAUGAUAAACAUGGAGGAAGAUAUAGACCUCGUAUUCGAUAA